Molecule: messenger RNA, 1511 nt
Organism: Mycotypha africana
Lineage: Eukaryota; Fungi; Mucoromycota; Mucoromycetes; Mucorales; Mycotyphaceae
Product: acyl-CoA dehydrogenase/oxidase
Exons: 6
Coding region: 102-1376 (424 amino acids)
Biological process (GO): L-leucine catabolic process
Molecular function (GO): flavin adenine dinucleotide binding; 3-methylbutanoyl-CoA dehydrogenase activity
Source: RefSeq, a predicted model, not a curated record
CACGAUUUUAACUCUUCUCUGAAUUAAACGAAAUGCCCUUCUUUCUCUUCUCUUUUGCACCUACGUAAUUCCAUAUCACUCCAGUAAAAUUGACACGGAUAAUGUUGGCUAGACUCUCAAGAACUACUGCUGCAAUCAAAAAUUUACCUUUUUACAGGAACAAUAACAUCUAUAAUAAUGUAAUCCGAUCAUCUUCAAUUAAAUCAUUCACCACUUAUAAUUCAGCUAUUGCCAAUUUGUCACCUCAACAAGAAGAACUGCGUGCAGCUGUCCAUGAUUGGGUCAAUGUAGAAAUCGCCCCUCGCGCUGCUUCCAUCGAUAAAACGAACGAAUUUCCUAUGGACAUGUGGCGUAAGUUAGGCGAUAUGGGUUUACUGGGCAUCACAGCGCCUCAAGAAUAUGGUGGUUUGGGUUUGGGUUAUUUUGAGCAUACGCUUGUCAUGGAGGAAAUUUCGCGCGGAAGCGGGUCAAUCGCACUCAGUUAUGGUGCACACUCAAAUUUGUGCGUCAAUCAAAUCACACGUAAUGGUAACGCUGCUCAAAAGGCUAAAUACCUGCCCAAGCUCAUUUCAGGUGAACAUGUGGGUGCGUUGGCUAUGUCAGAGCCGACAGCUGGAUCAGAUGUGGUGAGCAUGAAGCUACGGGCUGAUAAGAAAGAAGGAAGAUACGUAUUGAACGGGAACAAGUUUUGGAUAACCAAUGGUCCUGAUGCUGAUGUGUUAGUGGUCUACGCCAAGACAGAUCCUGAAGCAGGAGCAAAAGGUAUCACUGCCUUCCUAGUGGAAAAGGGAUUCAAAGGGUUCUCAACAAGCCCAAAAUUCGACAAGUUGGGUAUGCGUGGAUCAAAUACAUGCGAAUUGAUCUUUGAGGAUUGCGAAGUACCUGAGGAAAAUGUACUGGGAAGCGUUGGCAAAGGCGUAUAUGUCUUGAUGAGUGGUCUCGAUCUUGAAAGACUGGUUCUCUCCGGUGGCCCGUUAGGUUUGAUGCAAGCGGCUUUCGAUGUCGCAGUUCAAUAUGUCCAUGAGCGUCGCCAGUUCGGUGUUCCCAUUGGUGAAUUUCAGCUCAUGCAAGGAAAGCUUGCAGAUAUGUAUACCAAAUUAAACGCAGCACGUUCCUAUGUUUAUGCAGUGGGCAAAGCAUGUGAUCUUGGAAAUAUCAGUAACAAAGAUUGUGCAGGUGCCAUUCUUUAUUCUGCAGAAAGAGCUACGGAAGUAGCACUGGAUGCUAUUCAGUGCUUGGGUGGCAAUGGCUAUACUAAUGAAUACCCUACAGGAAGAAUACUACGUGAUGCUAAAUUAUAUGAAAUUGGUGCUGGUACUAGUGAGAUUAGAAGAAUGCUGAUUGGUCGUGAGUUCAACAAAGAAUUCAAACAGUAAAAUAGAAAGAAAAAGGACUAGUGUAGAUAUACCUGUACCUCUAAAGGUCAACAUUUUGAUUUCUAAUUGCUAAAAUUCAUAAAAGUUAGCAAGUUGUCUCAAACAUUGUAGAUGGAUAUCUCAUUUAUCGUUAAG